AUGAUGGAAGGACGGACGUCCACCAUCAAUGAGCUCUUUACACAAGCUCUCACACUGCCCAUCGACCUGCGUGUGAUCAAAGGCCACCGAGAAUGCAAUCCGUGGCAAUGUCUAGACACGGACACCACCAUUCGCCUCCACUUUUUCCGAGACGAACCGGUCGUCACAGGAAGACUGGAAGGCGGAAACCAGCAGUUGACAAUACCACUCCACUCCGACGAGCUUUUCGAGCCUCUCCCGGCGACGCCCGAGUUGGACGACAUGCAGUAUGAAACAGCCGACCAACUGCUUGCCGCGCAACCGAUGCCAUCAGCCGUGCGAGUAACACAGAGCUGGGACGGAGGCGACGAAGAGAGCACAAUACAGGUGAACGACGAGAUAGAAGACAUGCAACUGAUCGACGACGACGUUCUGGGACGCUGCAUGGUAGCAAAGAGAGUCAUGGAAGUGGACGAGGGAAGCCAUGUGAGAGAACGGGUCUGCGUUGGGUUGAACACGGCUGGCGUGUUCACAACCAAAGCUAACCCUCUCAGGCGUUACACUUCCGUCGAUUUAGUACGGCUGAAGUCUCUACCGAGUCGUAUGCGCGUCCAUGUCAACAGGAGGGGCCGCUCCGGGGUCCCUGCACUCCCGGUGAAAAUCGAGUGUAUGGGUAUUGGCACGCGGCGUACAGCAGUGUGUAACGACCUGCACAGUGGUCGCCUCUUUGUUCUGUCGGACAGUCUGCAGGACGUGCAAUUACAACGGAUUCCGCGUGUAUCUACUUCCAAAGACUGGGCGCAACCCCUCUAUCUUUCAAUGGACUGUAGAUGUGUGCCCCUAGUUGGACCGGAAGCGUUUGAUCACGUGUUCAAGUCUCAAGCUCCUUCACCCAGGAAGCGUACUAAGCAAAAGCCAGGCAUCUUGACAGUACUGCUGUCGAGUCCCACAUCCUGUAUGGUCUCCAAUGCUACUGAUCUGCCAGACUACAGGACGUUUACAAGAGCUGGGACAGAGACUGAUGCAGAUUCUGUUGUCACCAAUAUGGUGCGCAUUAACUCAGCACCAGGAGAAAAUGUCAUAACAAGAAAUCAUAUGUUGUAUCAUGAAGCAAACGUGAUUGAACAUAUGAAGAAUGUGCUAAAGGUCAAAUACGAAACUUCCGGUGAUGAUUUUGAUGAUGAUUACUCAUCUGACCUAGAAGUCUCCGAUGACUAUGAAGUGCCCAGCAAGAUGAUGGACCACUAUGAGUGUAUCGAAAAGCCUAAAGUCCCAACAGCUAAGAAGCCACACUACACACUGUUAAACCCAAUCAACCGUGAGACAGAUGUUGUGUAUGCGGAAGCAGAUGCGCUGUAUGAAAAACCAGACAAACCGGAAAAACCUGUACCACCAUCGAAACCCUCAAAACUGGAAACCACGUCACACGUACAGCUCCUCGAAGAAGAAAUAUCAGAAUGGAAAAGAAAAGUGACCUCCAUGAAAGAAGAGAAUGAAAAGCUUGUGAAUCAGAUCAGUGAAACCGGGGGCAGAAUUGAUCUUAUAAGAGUGCAAAUACAUACUUUGGAUUCUUGUCAUCAACAAACGGUCAAUGAAACAAACCCAGAAGUUUUCAGCGAACUGCUGAAGUCACUAAGCAACAUUCAAGUAAUCCAGUUAUUGGAAAAGUUGAGGCUAGGCCAGUACGUCGACAAGUUUCUUGAAGCAGCCGUCGAGGGAUACGAAUUGGAAGCAUGUGAUCGAACGUAUCUCGAAGAUGUGGGCAUGAAACCGUCCCACGCUGUGAAGUUACUGACAAUAUUGAAGGGAAGAUUGCCACCAGGAUGGCAGUGGGAGAAUUUGCUCCAGUGAAACUACAUCAAAUUAUUAAGAUAGUGUAAGAACUAUAGUGGCUAGGGCUGAACCUUUUGAAAUAGUGCUUUGUACCGCAAGCCAUUGUAGCAAAUUUAUACAAAACAGCAUAGUGGGAACGCCCACACAAAUUCCAUGUUUGUGUUGAUCAAACGCACAACUGUCUAUCACACUUGUACAAGCCCACGAAAGGUAGAUCAUACAAAAAAAGUUGA
Molecule: messenger RNA, 2045 nt
Organism: Corticium candelabrum
Lineage: Eukaryota; Metazoa; Porifera; Homoscleromorpha; Homosclerophorida; Plakinidae
Exons: 1
Coding region: 1-1830 (609 amino acids)
Molecular function (GO): protein binding
Source: RefSeq, a predicted model, not a curated record